AUGAGUAAACGGGCUAAUUUACCAUAUACUACACAAGAUUUAUUUCCUCAAGUUGGUGGAUCAAAUUUAAUUCAUAAUGAAAAUUUAUCUCCACCGAAAACAAUUCGAACAAAUUCAGUAACUUCAAAUCUUUCAUCAAAUUUAUAUAUACCUAGAUCAACUUCAAAUUUCCAUUCAAAUAAUUCAACUUUUUCAUUCAAUUUGAAGAAUUAUAAAACUAUGUUUAAAAGGUUAUUAAAACCAAAUACUUUGGAUUUUGAAACUGCAAUUUGGGAAAUUUUUCAUUUAAUUAUAAACCCUAAAAAAAUGUAUAGAAGUCAUUAUUAUUACAAACAAUCUACAUCGUCUACAAAAUCAUCAUAUACAAGAGAUGAUCCAAGUUUUUUAAUAUUGUUAACUGGGUUUUUAUCAAUUAGUGCAAUCGCGUGGGGUUUAGCUUACCUGCCGACAAUUAUAGAUAUUUUGAAAUUGGUUAUUUAUAUGGUGUUUAUUGAUUUUUAUCUAACUGGAAUUAUAAUAAGUACAAUUACAUGGAUUGUAACUAAUAAAUUAUUCAAUUUGAAUAUAAAUAAAUAUAAUAUAAAUUAUAUAGAAUGGUCAUUUUGUUUUGACAUUCAUUGUAAUUCAUUUUUAAUAAUAUGGUGUUUAUUAUAUGUAUUACAAUUUUUACUAUUACCAAUUAUAAGAAUGAAAAAUAUAGUUGCUUUAAUUUUAGGUAACCUGUUAUAUUUUGGAAGUAUUGGUUAUUAUUUCAUUGUAACAUUUUAUGGUUUUAAUUCUUUACCAUUUAUAUCAUCAAAUAUAAAUAAUACCAAAUCAUCAUCAAAUAAAAAUCCAGCAAAAGUUUUACAAUUGGUUGUAAUUGCUGGUAUUUUACCUUUAUUAGCUAUUGGUUGGUUAAUUACAUUAAUUUUAAGAUGUAACGUUGCUGACAAAAUGGUAAGUACUUAUUUUAAUUAA
Molecule: messenger RNA, 960 nt
Organism: Insectozyma verbasci
Lineage: Eukaryota; Fungi; Ascomycota; Pichiomycetes; Serinales; Debaryomycetaceae
Source: the annotation of a GenBank genome assembly